Messenger RNA from Triticum urartu, 2725 nucleotides. NCBI's taxonomy places the organism in Eukaryota, Viridiplantae, Streptophyta, Magnoliopsida, Poales, Poaceae. The record is from RefSeq and is a predicted model, not a curated record.
UCUAAAAAACACUACAGAACCACUACGCUAGAUCUGAAAAGAAUACUAAACCUAAUCCCAUAUAGCCUAGCCUAAUCGAGCACGCCGCCGCCGCCGCCGCGCCGGUUCAGCGCUGCCCUCACAUCGCCGGCAGCCCAGCCCUCACGCUGCGGCCGUGGCGCCGUCCUCUACGCCCUCCGUCGCCGCCGUCCUCUACGCCCCUCUGCCGCCGCCGAAGCUCUCCACGGCAACAACCCUCUCCGCCGUCGACGGCACCCUGUAGUCUUGCACGCCUCCGACUUCUGCACCCGAAAAUUAUUAUCCAACACAUACAAUAGGUCAGGAUUUUAUUUGUACUUAUGCUAGCCAUGAUUCUUCAAAGCAGGCCUAAUAUGUGAACGAUCUGAACCGUGAAGUCUGAAACUGUGACUACUAACCUCUGUUUCCAGUCUAGUACUGUGAGUCUGACCAGAGCACUAUUGUGAUUUGAGCUGAACUAGUAUGUCUAUGUUUUUGAUUCUUUGAUAGUUUUUGUGUUGCCGAAGCUGAAAAUAUAUGCUUAAAUGGGUAUCUUAUUACAUAACCAUGAUAUAUAUCAUAAUAUUCUGUAGUCAUGUUUGCAAAUUGAACAAGUUUGUUGGUUUGCUUUUUCUUCUUCUAUGGCUGGUGGCUAACUCUUGUUUUGACUUUCUUGAAUGCUCGAUGGAACUUUUCUUGCAGAGACAGGCUGAGAUUGUUAAAUGGCAAAGAGAAAGAUGGGUUCAGAAGAGGACAUACGUGGAAAAACGGUGAAAAGAAAGGGACCGAGGCUUCAGCUGACUAGCCUGCCAACGGUAUGGGAAAUUUGUAUUGGAGUAUCAAGUUAGAAUCACGUUAGGAAUGUGCUGCUAUUCUCCUUCCUCAGCAUUUUUCUUUCUCGAACAUUCUCCUACGUCGGCAUGAUCUUCCACAUAACAUGGCAAAAUAUGUAUUGUUGCUCAAUCCAAAAUUUCAUUGAUGUAGGAAAUUCUCUGUUGUAUCUUGUCGCAACUGCCGAUAAAAGAAGCUGUGCGGACUAGCAUACUGUAGGAACAGUGGAGAUGUCUUUGGCGUUGCCACUCGAAUAUAGCAUUCAGUCUUAUAUCAAUGUUGCCAGCAGUUCCUCGUAAUCGUAUCAUUGGAGCGCUAAAACUUGAUGAUAAUAAACUGAGGAAGCAAGAGUUUAUUUAGAGAGUUGAUGCAGUCCUAGAGAGACACAGUGGUGCAGGGGUUGACAGGAUUCAGUUUCGUGCUCCAUUUGAUAAUAAGCAUAGAGACCAGAUAGAAAGAUGGGUGAACUUUGCUACUGCCUCGAAGGCGAAGCAGAUUAUUUUCGAUUUCUUGACCGCCAGCGACAUAAGCCGGCCAUGUAACUUCGAUUUGCAUCUUCUUGAUGAUAGUAAAAGUUUAAGCUUGCGGUCUAUAAAACUCUGCUCUGUUUCUCUAAAGGUGCCCAUGGGAUUCAAGGGUUUUCAGAACCUUAAAUCGACUUACCUAGCAGACACAAAUAUUACUGAUGAUGGUCUUCAACAUUUGAUGUCCAACUGCAGUGUUCUAGAGUUCCUUGGAAUUGUAGGUUGUGCAAUGCUUACAACGUUGCAAAUAUCUCAUCCUUCAAACACACUUAAGCAUUUGCAUGUAUAUGACUGCUGUUUGCUUCAAGGGAUGGAGUUAAACUUUGGUCUGGUAAGACUUGAGUACAGAGGUCUGCCGAUUGUGUUAUCGCCUCCUGGAACCUUGCUUCUAACAAAUAUGUGCAUAAAGUUGGAGGGUAUUUGUACUUCUCUUGAAUACAUCUUCACCAAACUUCGUGAUAAUGUGCCUCGUCUCGAGGUUCUGAAUCUAAAAUGCCAGGAGUAUAAGAUGACUACAUUGCCAGGAGAGCUGCAUGAGUUUGUUUAUUUGAAGCACCUGAUAUUGGAGUUAACUUUUGAGAGCUGUCAGAGAGGGAAGACUGAUAUCCUUCAAUUUGCCUGCCUUCUGGUUGCUUCUCCUUCCUUAGAAAAGCUUGAAUUUCAUAUGUGGCUGCGCUGGGGUCGGGAACGGUAUAGAGCCGAGGACGGGAGUCUCCGGAGCCUUCCUUCCCAGCCACACUCCCAUCUCAGGUCGGUCGAUAUCACGGGGUUUUACGGCGAGAAGGACCGGCUGGAGCUUGUGCUCCACAUCCUCAGAGAUUCCGUUGCGCUGGAGUCGAUGAAGGUAGAUCCAAGCCCUGUGGUUGCUGCUGAUGUUAACCGACUUGGGGGACUGGGGAGCAUGCAUGUUCCUCAUUUUGUGGAUGGCUAUGAAGUCGCCCUUGAGUUCCUCUGCAGCAAAGACCGUCGCAAUGUUGUCCAUGUCGCAGAGCCUCUCGCCGGUCUGGGGGUGCUUAGGCUCGGCGCGAGCCCCGAUAUCAUCGAGAGGGCCCGACGUGGGUCUUCCCCCCUGAGUCCAUGCAACAGUAGUGCAAAGGCAUCCUGGCAACGUGUGAAGAGGGUGAAGCGAUUGUCGCGGCCUUCCUCCAGCCGAGGAGCUUCCUGAAGCUGCUCUAUAUACCGGCAAGUACCUGGAAACAGAAGAGAAGCAAAAGAAUCCAGCUCUGCGGACGUAAUAGAGCCGUCAUGUUGUGGGUUCCCUGAGGUUGCUAUAUUUUCUGGCUUUGUUGUGUUAAAAAACCUUCAACGAUUUCAGCAACUUUUGUGUUAGGAUCUAAGUAGUGAUCGCCUGAUCUAUUACACUUGCUCACGAA